Anneissia japonica is the source of this 1566-nucleotide messenger RNA. Its product is annotated as adhesion G protein-coupled receptor L4-like. The coding region runs from base 107 to 1201 and encodes 364 amino acids. Lineage: Eukaryota; Metazoa; Echinodermata; Crinoidea; Comatulida; Comatulidae. Gene Ontology annotation, cellular component: membrane. The transcript is spliced from 11 exons. Gene Ontology annotation, molecular function: G protein-coupled receptor activity. Gene Ontology annotation, biological process: adenylate cyclase-activating G protein-coupled receptor signaling pathway; cell surface receptor signaling pathway. The record is from RefSeq and is a predicted model, not a curated record.
ACCAUUCGAACUGGAUGCAAGUCUAAUUGUUCACUAUGGUGAUACACUGGAAACUGUCAGUGGGAAUUACUUGCCAAUUAUUGCAUCUGACAUUGUGACCAUUGACAUGUACGACAGGAAUCAUAGCAAAAUAAGUAUCAACUGUAAUAUCUACUUCCCAGUUAUUAAGGAUGUAACUACAGAAAAUACUUCGAACGCAAAGCUCAUCCCAGCAUGUCACUACAAACACGAUAUAAAUGACUUAUCUGCCUUGUGGAAAACGGAUGGUUGCGUUACAAACUAUGCCAACGACUAUAUGAUUAGCGGAGUGACGUGUAUAUGCACUCAUAUGACGUCAUAUGUAAUUCUGAUGAAACCCGAGCAGAUAAAUAACAGGACUUUGUCUGUGCUUACGACCGUUGGGGUUUCCAUUUCUAAUGUGUUUCUCAUCAUCACUCUUGUUAUCUGUUGCUUCAAGGAUUUAAGGAACUCGGACCGGUACAGGAUUUUGCGCCAUUUGGUCAUCGCUCUACUAUUUGCCAAUAUGUUCUUUUUGUUGCUUGAAGUCGAUGUAAAAAACGUAAUCGCAUGCAGUAUUCUUGCUGGUUGCUUGCACUACAGUAUGUUGGCAGCUUUUUCGUGGAUGUUGAUAAUGUCAACAGAUAUAUACAUGAAGAUCAAACAUCCGUUUGCUGAUCAUGAGAGGCGCUUCUCGUACAGUCGAUACAUUGGUUGGAUUGGACCCGCCACUGUCGUCGGGACGACAGUUUGUUUAACAAGACAAAACUACGCCUCUGAUAAGUGCUGGUUGGAGAGUGGACAGGGUGCUAUAUGGGCGUUCGUUUCUCCUAUGUGCAUCACCAUUCUGAUUGUCCUCGUGCAGUUGGUGGUUAUUGGCUAUAUAGCUUUCAAGAAAUCUCAACUACCAAACCAAACAGGACAAGAAAUGGAAAACCUGAAACGAAUCAGAACUGUGUUUAGUGGUAUACUGCUCCUAACACCAACCGUUGGAAUUCCGUGGAUUUUCGGUGUCAUCCUCGUCUUUUGUGAUUGGGAAGUGUUGAAAUACAUAUAUGUUAUUUUUAACUCCAUGCAAGGAUUCUUUAUCUGGCUGUCACAGUGCGUUUUCAGUAAAGAGGUGCGAGAGGCACUGCUUAAGAAGUUCAGCAAUCAAAUAAGUCAAGAAAGUACCACAAUGGAGCUCUGUAACAACUCCAAUUAGUCAGGCUUUUGAAUAUCACAUGAUGAUGGAUAAAUUUGAUACAAUGGUUGCUUAACCACAUUCACAUCAUCAGGAAAAUCAAUACAAUAUCAGCAGUAACCGUGUUAUGUUAAGUCGAGUGAUAAAUAUAUCAAAGUAAUUGUAUUUUAUAGUGAAAUACAUACUACCGUAUAGUUAUACUUUGAACAUUGAACUGGUGUAUAAUUAAGUAGCAUGUUCUUUAUAUAUUGAUCUUACAAUACAUCUUUUAAAUUUCCGUAAAAACAAUCUCGUUACUGAGAUAUUCUUUUUAAAAAAAUGUAAUUUAUUGUUGAAAGGUUACGAAUAAUGUGUGUAUAAAUAGAGAAUUACCCGUAGGCUUUCAC